This is a messenger RNA of Gastrolobium bilobum, 1833 nucleotides long. RefSeq names its product tubby-like F-box protein 8. NCBI's taxonomy places the organism in Eukaryota, Viridiplantae, Streptophyta, Magnoliopsida, Fabales, Fabaceae. The transcript has 5 exons. Gene Ontology annotation, molecular function: protein binding. The record is from RefSeq and is a predicted model, not a curated record. The coding region runs from base 272 to 1561 and encodes 429 amino acids.
UUCUUUCUGGGGAAGAUUUAAGAAACGCAUUGAGUGCGUGUCUUUAAGAGUCAGAGGCUGUGUGUGUACACACUCACGGACGCAGAAAAAGAAAGAGAGAGAAACACAAACUUUUAGAGAGAGAGAGAGAGAGAGAAAGAAAGAAACAUUGCUUCCCAGAACAUGAUGAUGCUCUACAUACUCUUCUAAAUAGAGUGGGUUAGUGGAACUUAAUCCUUUAAGUGGUUUUGAUCACAUAUUAAAUUCUGGGGCUGUUAGUGUGUUGUAGCAAAUGUCCUUCCGCAGUAUUGUUCGUGAUGUAAAGGAUGGAUUUGGAAGCUUAUCAUGGCGGAGUUCUGAGGUGAGGCUUCCUGGCCACAUGGGCAAGUCACAUAGUUCUGUUCAUGAAUUACAGGAACAGCCGCCAGUGAUACAGAACAGUGAGUGGGCUAAUCUUCCAACUGAGCUUCUUCGCGAGGUUAUUAUAAGAUUGGAAGCAAGUGAGAGUAAAUGGCCUGCUCGUAAACAUGUGGUUGCAUGUGGUGCUGUGUGCAAGUCAUGGAGAGAAAUGUGCAAAGAAAUUGUUAGCAGUCCUGAGUUAAGUGGGAAGAUUACUUUUGCUGUCUCCCUGAAGCAGCCUGGUGCUAGGGAUGGAACCAUGCAGUGUUUCAUCAAGAGAGACAAAUCUAAUCUGACUUACCACCUAUACCUUUGUCUUAGUACUACCUUGCUAAUUGAAAAUGGAAAGUUUCUUCUUUCUGCCAAACGGACCAGAAGAACGACCUGCACAGAGUACAUUAUAUCAAUGGAUGCAGAUAAUAUAUCAAGAUCUAGUAGCACUUACAUUGGAAAACUGAGGUCAAAUUUUCUUGGCACCAAAUUUAUAAUAUAUGAUACACAGCCACCCUAUAACAAUUCUCAGCUGUCUCCUCCAGGCCGCAGCCGCAGGUUUAAUUCAAAGAAGAUUUCUCCAAAGGUCCCUAGUGGCAGCUACAAUAUUUCCCAUAUCAACUAUGAGUUGAAUGUCCUUGGUACUAGGGGCCCACGCAGGAUGCACUGCACCAUGCACUCAAUCCCUACAUCAGCCCUUGAGCCUGGUGGCAUUGUUCCAGGCCAACCGGAGCUCCUUCCACGCACCCUUGAGGAUUCCUUCCGGAGCAUAUCCUUCUCAAGAUCCAUUCACAACUCAACUGAGUUUAGCAGCUCUAGGUUCUCCGACAUAAUCGGCACUGGCAGUGGUGAGGAGGUGAAAGACAGGCCUCUAGUUCUUAAGAACAAAGCACCAAGAUGGCAUGAGCAGCUGCAAUGUUGGUGUCUCAACUUCAAGGGAAGGGUGACUGUUGCCUCUGUCAAGAAUUUUCAGCUGAUUGCUGCAACACAGCCUUCAGGCACUGGUCCUACAUCAUCUCAGCCAGGUCCUACAUCAUCUCAGCCAACACAAUCUGACCAUGACAAGGUUAUUCUUCAGUUUGGUAAGGUUGGCAAGGAUAUGUUCACUAUGGACUAUACAUAUCCACUAUCUGCAUUUCAGGCUUUUGCAAUUUGCUUGACAAGUUUUGACACAAAACUGGCAUGUGAAUAGUGAUCACAAGAGAUAUGGUAAGAAAAUAGGAUUCAAUCAUCAUUUAUGGAUUCACCGGAUGGUGAAGCUGCGUAGAGUCAUUGUACAGCUCAUAGUUUAACUGCAAAGCACAGAACAACCUGUGCUCAAUGCCCCAUUGUAUUUUCUGCAAACUUGUUUCUUUUACCUUCUGACUUCUUUUCUCCUCUCAAUUUAGCAUGCUAUAAACUUGUCAAAAUUAUUUGUUGCUCUUAUGCUUCUUUUGGAAAAGGAGUAGACUUUUUGCUCAUAUA